GGGCAAGGUGGUCACUAAGAAGUUCAGCAACCAGGAGACCAGCGUUGAGAUCGGUGAAAGCGUGAGGGGCGAAGAUGUCUACAUCAUCCAGAGUGGCUGUGGGGAAAUCAACGACAACCUGAUGGAGCUCCUCAUCAUGAUCAAUGCCUGCAAGAUCGCGUCGUCAUCCAGGGUGACCGCCGUGAUCCCUUGUUUUCCGUACGCGCGACAGGAUAAAAAGGACAAGAGUCGUGCUCCGAUUUCCGCGAAACUUGUGGCCAAUAUGCUCUCGGUCGCCGGGGCCGAUCACAUCAUCACCAUGGACCUGCAUGCCUCUCAGAUCCAGGGAUUCUUUGACAUCCCGGUGGAUAAUUUGUACGCGGAGCCCGCGGUCCUGCAGUGGAUUCGGGAGAACAUUGCCGAGUGGAGGAACUGUAUCAUUGUUUCACCUGACGCCGGGGGAGCCAAAAGGGUCACAUCAAUUGCAGACAGGCUGAAUGUGGAAUUUGCCUUGAUUCACAAAGAGAGGAAGAAAGCAAACGAAGUGGACCGGAUGGUUCUGGUGGGCGACGUGAAGGACCGCGUGGCUAUCCUUGUGGACGACAUGGCUGACACGUGUGGUACCAUCUGCCACGCCGCAGACAAGCUGCUCUCAGCCGGAGCCACCAAAGUUUAUGCUAUCCUGACGCAUGGGAUCUUCUCGGGGCCGGCUAUUUCCAGGAUCAAUAAUGCUGCUUUUGAGGCCGUUGUUGUCACAAACACCAUUCCGCAAGAGGACAAGAUGAGACACUGUCCCAAGAUUCAGGUUAUUGAUAUCUCGAUGAUCUUGGCAGAGGCGAUCCGAAGAACACACAACGGUGAAUCUGUGUCCUACCUGUUCAGCCACGUGCCGCUCUAGACCCCGGAUGGGGAGUGUGGGGCCAGCCUGCUCUGACUGCUCGCUUGUGUGCGCUCACCUGACUUCUUAGUUUUAGGACUCAGCGAUUCUAGGAUAAUGCAAAAGCAUCCGAUCUUUGUAUCCUCCAAGAUGCAUUGUUUCCCCCUUCUCAAGCUCAAGACCAUUUAUUUCCAGUUUUGGGGGGGAGGGUGGUGGUUAUUUGAUCUUUGUAAGUGAACUGUUGUUAAUGAGAUAUGUUUCGUCACCCUGACUUGUUCUGACAGGUAUGGAAUUGUACUGCGGAAGUUCAUAGAUUCUAUGUUUCAAGGUUGCCAAAGGUGACUUCAGAUUAAAGCCUUCUGUGUAAAUAAUGAUAAUGCCUAUGGACAUUUGGGUAAAACCCUGUAUACAGAAUUAGCCUUUUACUUCCGAGUGAACCUUAGAAAAUUUACAAUACCCUGAAUCUGGUUUUAUUUUACUUUUUUCUUUUUAGUAACCAGGAUUCAAAUAAACCAUUGUGGUUUUUGUGCUUAAUUUGACCAAAUUUUAUGCAGCCUAAGAUGGCCACUGACACAGUUACUUUCUGAUAAACAUGACCUAUCAGAGGCAAUCAGGAUUUUUUUUUUAUUGUCACUUCUGAAAAACACAUAACUGUAUCACUUACCUGAAAUGUCAUGUUCUAAAAUUCCAAAAUGAUGUUCAGCAAUAGAUCUGAUUGAGGAAGUGUCGAGAUAGACCCUGCAGGGUCACUGGGGCCACUCAUGCUCCUCCUGUCCCGCCAUCUUGUUUUAUGGCCUCUCGUUAGCUCUCGCUUUUACUUGGCCUUUUUUCCAAUAAUUUCAUGUUGUGGGUUUCCACCAAAACAAAGACUCCCCUAAGUCCCCUCAGAUUUACUAGUCUGUUCAUUGUUUCUGACAUAAUAAAAAGGGGAAUUUUUGUGGGUACCACCAAAUGCAUAUUUAAACAUUACGUCCUUUGUUUUAAUAUUCUUUUGCCUUUUGUAAUCAGAAGUAGCAAGUCUAUUAGACUACUGAUGAUUUUAACUAAAACUGUUACAUGAAGAAUGUGGGUAAGCAAGGCCUACAGAGAAAGUACAAAUAAGUAAGCCUUCAUUGUUUUGUGAAGAUAACGUUCAAAUGGUGGCCCAAGAGCGAUCGUGGAGGCAGAGCUUGCUUUAUCCACACACGGCCCUCGACAGCAUCCUCCUCGGUGAGGUGCCUCCGGGCCUGUGGCAGAAGGCAAGCAUCGAGUCCCUGUGAGUUUUGCUGUAUGCACACGGGUGCAUAACCGAGUGAAUUCUUCAGCCCCGAAAGAAGAGAAUUUGCCUGCGUAGACAGAGCCUGGGAAUAGUAACAGUCCCUCCCUUCUGCUGAAUCUCAAAACUUGGGAAAUUGUCUGAUCUAAAUUUUGCAGGUGGCAAAACCAAAUCUUUAAGUCGUUAACAAGCUUGAACCGCAAUCUUUAAGGUUUCCAGCUUCACUACAGCAGAGGCUGAAGUUAAAAAGUACCGUUUGGGUCAUUGCAGAGACUAGCAUUUUCCUGUUCCUUAAAAUGGUUUUUGAGAAAGACAAUGGUAUUGUAGCCCGGUAGAGUCAGCUGUGCGAUAUGGAUUGACUCUAUCUAGGAAGAGUUGACUUGAGAUAAUGUAAAGAGCCUACUUAGAUGUAUGUAAUUUUUAGUUUUGAUAAAUGAGGGGUAUCUAUUUCUUGGGAUUUCAGUGCAUAGACCAAUGAAAAUGUAGUUACAAACACGCACGGGUGGACAGCCUUGGCUUACAAGUGUAGACACCUUGACAUGACUGAAAAAAGUUGAUUUGAAUGUAUCAUUUCCUCUUAAGAUGGAGUCUGAGAGAGCUAGUUUCAAAAUAAUCUUCAGAUAAAAAUUUGCAUUAUCAUUAUUGACUUAACAACUGAUUCUCUUUUAGCCUCACUUUCUGUUUUCAAGUGUUCUGAUAUGUUAACUAAUUUGACUAGACUUAGCCAUACAACAGUGGCAGUGUGGACCUCAACUGUGUGAUGGUUUCAGUUCAAGGAAGAUGAAGGUGGCCUCAGAAGCGGCCCGAUCCCAGAACUUGCGGAGUCCGUGCUGCUUGCGUGCAAACAUUAAGCGAAACCACCAAAUGUCUCAUUUCUGUCCAGCUGUGCUGAAUGGGGGCCGGACUCACGUGUAUCUAGCUGAAAAGGAAAGGCACAGAAAUACAUAUACACCAAAGCUGCUCAUCCUCCAACUGAAAGCGUAUUAAGCAACUUGCAGAUACUCCUGUUAGAACCUGCCUUUGUUUAGGUGCCCACUAGAUUCGGGAAUGUAUCAUUUGCAGUGCUUGUAUUGGUUUAGAAUAUAGGAUUUUAAGAUCGUCCAACACUGUACUAAAACAUUUCAAUAAAAUCAUGCUACUUCUUUCU
Neomonachus schauinslandi (Hawaiian monk seal) is the source of this 3258-nucleotide messenger RNA. It is a transcript of the gene PRPS2, whose product is annotated as phosphoribosyl pyrophosphate synthetase 2. The transcript has 7 exons. Lineage: Eukaryota; Metazoa; Chordata; Mammalia; Carnivora; Phocidae. Gene Ontology annotation, cellular component: ribose phosphate diphosphokinase complex; cytoplasm. Gene Ontology annotation, molecular function: ribose phosphate diphosphokinase activity; magnesium ion binding. The coding region runs from base 122 to 877 and encodes 251 amino acids. The record is from RefSeq and is a predicted model, not a curated record. Gene Ontology annotation, biological process: purine nucleotide biosynthetic process; 5-phosphoribose 1-diphosphate biosynthetic process; ribonucleoside monophosphate biosynthetic process.